AACUUGAGAUCCUUCUGUCUUAGCCUCCCAAACCACUGGGAUUACAGGUGUGUGCCACUACACCUGGCAAUAUUUUCAAAGUCUAAUCUGUUGUUCUUUGGUGGGAGAUUUUAAUCCACUUCCACUUAAAGUAAUCACUCAUAAGGGGGUACAUAUGUCAUCGUCCUAGUUUUCUGUUUUACAGCUCUCAUUUCCUGCAGCAUUGUCUUUUGUGUUUGAUUUUUUGCAAUGAAACAAGUUCCUUUCUCAUGUCAUUUGUUUAUAUUAAUAAAAUCUUUGAAGGUCAGGCCUGCAGUAGUCUCCUGGAGAAAAAGUUUAUGAAUUUGACAGUUUAUUUAGGAAAGAAUCUUAAACUGAAUCUGGAUGACAGUUUCCUGCUGGUGAAAAUGAAGAUGAUGGAGUUUGUUUAAGUCAGCUUUUUUGCCACUGUGACCAAAAGACCUAAUGAGAACAAUUUUAGAGGAGGGAAUGUUUAUUUGGUGCUUAUGGUUUCAGAGGUCUCAGUCCAUAGAUGACUGACUGUUGCUCUGCGCCUCAGAUGAGACAGAACACUAUGGCAGAAGGCUGAGGAGGAGAAAAGCAGCUUAGAACAUGGCAGUCAGAAAGCAGAAAGCUCUGCUCACGGUAGAGGCAGCCCACAGUGACCUACCUCCUCCCACCACACUCUACCUGCCUACUGUUACCACCCAGUUAAUCCUUUCAAGUUUAUUAAUGCACUGAUUAGGUGAAGGCUCUCAUUAACAGUCAUUUCACAUCUAAACUCUUUGCAUUGUCUCACACAUGAGUUUUGGGAGAUACCCCUUAUCUAAGCCAUAACUGCUUCCUCGCUGUGAGGAAAGGACAGCAGGGCAUUGUGAGUUCCCAGAGUUAAAUUCUUAGGUUUCUCUUCCUCAUCAGGGACGGAUCCACUCUGGACCAUACAUUGCAGCAAUCAGUCUGGCACCCAAGCUUGGGAAUAUGUUUCACUUCUGAAUGCAGGUUUGCUUGUGAACUGGAUGUGAAAUAGAUUGCUUGCCUAAAUUAGUUUUUCUUUUUGGUUGCCUUAUAGUGUAUUGUUGCCAUAGUUCUGAUUUUAAAAAAAGGUUCCAGUUUUUCCAUGCAUUUACUCAUUUCAUUCCCUGUUGGUGUCUUUUAUUUUCUUGGUCUAAAAUGAAUAGAUUUGAGGAAACCUUGAACCUGCUCCCUACAGGCUCUUCCCCACUUGCUGCCCUCUGUAGGACAUCAGGUUUGAGAUCCCUCCAGUUCCAGUCUGGCCUCUUCUUCCAGAAGCAAGAAGUGUCCCCUGAAGACGCCGGUGCCUGCUGCCAAAAGUCUAGAGCAAACUGUGUUAAAUGCAAACGUCCUCCCGCAGGCAGGAAGCUGGCCAGAGGAGGACUGUGGUCCAACACCAGUCCUGCAGUUCGGUCGUGGUAUCUUUUUCCUCGCGUUUCUCCUGUCACUCAGGACCACAUGGGCGGGGCCCGGGUGCUGUCCAAUCAGGACCGAGGAGGCUGGGCCGUGCGCAAGGUCCAAUCUCGCGCGGGUCCCGAGUGGAGGAAGCGGCGUUCCCCAGCCGGGUGGGCGCCUUCCUUCUCCUGGGCGUCUUGGUUCCUGCGGGCGCCCGGGUGACUCUAGGGCAUUCUCCGUCGCGCUGUAGGCUGUACUGACUGUCGGCCCCGUAGGGAUGAGAACAGGUGACCCCCAAAGCCGGGAAAUGGACUCAGUGACUCUUGAGGAUGUGGCUUUGAACUUCACCCAGGAGGAAUGGACCUUGCUAGAUCCUUCCCAGAAGAAACUCUACAGAGAUGUAAUGUACGAAACCUUCAGGCACCUGACCUCUGUAGGGAAAAAAUCAGAAGACCAGAUGGUUGACAGUCAAUACAAUAACCAUGAAAGAAAUAACAGUGAUAUGGUGGAGAAAGAGUGUGAAGAUAAUCCUGGUGGUGAAAUCUUCAGCCACAUUCCACAUCUUACUUUGAAAAAGAAAACUCCCAGAAUAAAACCAUAUGAAUCUGGUGUGCAUGGAACAGUCUCCACGCAUCAUUCAUUUUUGAACAAGCACUCAAGAUCUUACACUGGACACAAACCAAAGGAGUGGAGAGACUAUGUAGAGAGGCCAUAUACAUGUAAGGAAUGUGGGAAAGCCUUCAGGUAUGGCUGUUAUCUUAGAAUACAUGGAAGGAUCCACACUGGAGUGAGACCCUAUGAGUGUAAACAAUGUGGACAGACCUUCACAUAUCACCAGACCUUGCAGGCACAUGAAAGGACUCACGCUGCAGAGAAGCCCUAUGAAUGUAAACAGUGUGGGAAAGUGUUCAUUUCUCUCAUAUCUUGUCAAAGACAUGAGAGGAUUCACAUUAGAGAAAAACCCCAUGAAUGCAAGGAAUGUGGUAGAGCCUUUAUUUAUCUUGCAAGCUUUCAAAGACACGUGAUAACUCAUAGAGAUGAACCUUAUAAACACAUAAAAUGUGGGAAAGCCUUUGACCAUCCCAGUUCAUUUCAAGUACAUGAAAGAACUCACACUGGACAGAAACCCUAUACAUGUAAGGAAUGUGGGAAAGCCUUUAUUUCUCUCACACGUGUACGAUGUCACAUGUUUGUUCACACUGAAGGUGAACCUUACAAGUGUAAGAAAUGUGGGAAAGCCUUUGACUGUCCCAGUUUACUUCAAGUACAUGAACGAACUCACACUGGAGAAAAACCCUAUGAAUGUAAGGAAUGUGGGAAAGCCUUUAUAUCUCUUACACGUGUACGGAAUCACAUGAUUAUUCACAAUGAAGAUGGACCUUAUAAAUGUAAGGAAUGUGGGAAAGCCUUUGAGUAUCUCAGUUCAUUUCAAGCCCAUGAAAAAACUCACACUACAGUGAAACCCUAUGAAUGUAAGCAGUGUGGGAAAGCCUUCAUUUCUCUCUCAAACGUUCAAACACACAUGAUUCUUCACACUAGAGAUGGACCUUAUAAGUGUAAGAAAUGUGGAAAAGCCUUUCACUAUCCCAGUUCAUUUCAACGACAUGAAAGAACUCACACUGGAGAGAAACCCUAUAAUUGCAAAGAGUGUGGGAGAGCCUUCACUUCUUCCAGUUCUUUGCAGAUGCAUGAAAGAACUCAUUCCGGAGAGAAGCCCUAUAUGUGUCAACAAUGUGGGAGAGCCUUCAGUUACUCCAGUUCUCUUAGAAGACAUGAAAGAAUGCAUGCUAUAGAAAACUCUGUGAAUGUUAAAAACUGAGGGGAAAAAAUCUUCAGUUACCAUAUGACUUUGCAAGCCAGGCAUGCUGACAUGCCUGUAAUUCCAGGGACUUUAAAAGAGGCUGAGGCAAGAAGAUCUUGUCUCAAAAAAAAAAAAAAAGUUUGCAUCUGAGUUUUCCAGUACAUGAAAUAAAUCACUUUGGAGUGGAAGCUUUAGAAAGAAAGGAAUGUAGGAAGCUGUCAUUUACUUCUCAAGUAAAUACAACAUGCCGCCAAGUAAAUACAUGGUGGACCUUAUAAAUGAAAGGAAUAUGAGAAAGUAUUCAAUUGUCCCAGUUUGUUUCAAAUACAUGAAAGUACCUGCAUAAGAGAGACGCUCUAGGGAUGUAAACUAAGUGAUUAACAACUAGGAUAGUUGUUCCAGUUUAUUUUGAAUACAUAGGAGAAUUCAGUCUGGAGCCAAACAACAAACCUAUUGUUGUCUCAGUUACUCAGUAGGCUGAGGCAGAAGUAUCAAGUUUGAGGCAAGCAUGGACAAAUUAGCAAGACCCUGUCUCAAAAUUUAAAAACAGGGCUGGGAAUGAGUGGUAAGAGCCUACAUGCUUGGGACCAUUAGUUCAAUACCACAUAAACAAAAAAAAGCGCAAACUGGAGAGCAACCCAGUUCAUGUAAACAAUGUGAGGUAGUGUUUAUGUAUUGGAAUGAAGCCACGUUCUAAGGAAUGUGGUCAAGCCUUCAGUAGUCUCACUUCAUCUUGAAACCAAGGAGCAGUCACAUGAGAGGAAACUACUGAUUGUAAACUGUGUGGGAAAGUACUCAUUGCACACUUAGAAAAAUGUGAGAAUGUGCUGUGUGGAAACUCCAGUGGUGUCAAAAAUAGUAGAAACUCUUUAAUUUUAACAAAAGUGAUUUGUAAACUCUCAUUGCAGAGAAUGCUGGAAAUGUAAGUAAUGUGAGAAGAUCUGAUACAAAUUAAUAAGAAUAAAUAUGUUUCCAGUGCUUCAUACUGCAUGUAUCUUGACUAUGGGUUUCUACUUUGCAGAAACUUUUAAGAUGAGGUAGUUCUGUAGAUCGUCUUUAAAUGGGGUUUGUAAAUUUAAUAGUGUUUUUGUUUUCGUGGUGCUGGGGAUGGAACCCAGGGCCUCAUGGUGCUAGUAGGCAAGCACUCUACCAUCCUCCGGUCCCAUUUUGAAGUUUUUUGGAUCUGUGUGGAAACUGAAAAGGCAGGCAGGUUUAAUUUUCAUACAAUUUUAAAGUUGUUUUGUCAGAGCCUUUGAAAAAUGACCCUGUUGGUAUUUAUGGUGGGUAGCUGCUGCUUCAUGUGGCAUAUUCUGGAUAUAUCUUACUGAUUUUUAAAUUGUACCUUCAUUCUAAGAAAAGCUUCCUUUAUUUUAUUUUGGUUGAAAGGGCCUCAGUCUAU
This is a messenger RNA of Sciurus carolinensis (gray squirrel), 4586 nucleotides long. Its product is annotated as zinc finger protein 709-like. The record is from RefSeq and is a predicted model, not a curated record. Lineage: Eukaryota; Metazoa; Chordata; Mammalia; Rodentia; Sciuridae. Gene Ontology annotation, cellular component: nucleus. Gene Ontology annotation, biological process: regulation of transcription by RNA polymerase II. The coding region runs from base 1664 to 3205 and encodes 513 amino acids. Gene Ontology annotation, molecular function: RNA polymerase II transcription regulatory region sequence-specific DNA binding; DNA-binding transcription factor activity, RNA polymerase II-specific. The transcript is spliced from 4 exons.